UUCUUCCAUUACAUCGCUCACUAGCUCUUUAAGAUUCAUCCAACUUCCAUUUCGACUGUGGUUGGUUCUGUCUAGCUCCCGAACUUGAGUUCCCAUUUCCCUCAAGGCCGCAGUAAGGGAAAAUGGGCUCUCUGGGAAACAAGCCCCAUGCAGUUUUCGUUCCAUACCCGGCUCAGGGCCAUGUGACCCCUUUGUUUAAGUUCGCGAAGCUGCUCUACCACCGGGGCUUCCACAUCACGUUCGUGAACACCGAGUUCAACCACCGCCGCCUCCUCAAUUCGAGGGGGCCCGACUCCCUGAAGGGCCUUCCUGGCUUCCGGUUCGAGACGAUCCCUGAUGGUCUCCCGCCCUUCGAGGCCGAUGCGACGCAGGACAUCCCGUCCCUAUGCUACUCCACCGAGAAGAAUUGCUUGCCGUACUUCAGGGAGUUGCUCUCAAGAUUGAACAACACAGCUCGUACUGGUGAGAUCCCUCCGGUAAGUUGCUUAGUUUCUGACGGGGUGAUGACGUUCACGUUGGAGGCAGCGGACGAGAUUGGGGUGCUAAAGCUGAUUCUUUGGACAGCAAGUGCUUGCGGGUUCUUGGGCUACUUGCACUACAAGCCUUUGAUCGAGAAGGGCAUUGUUCCAUUCAAAGAUGCGUCGUUCCUAACAAAUGGGUGCUUAGACACCCUUUUGGACUGGAUUCCUGGUUCGAAAGUCAUGCGCUUGAAGGACAUGCCCAGUUUUAUCCGGACUACGGAUCCCAAAGAUAUUAUGUUGAAUUGGUUCGUGACCCAAGCCGAGAGAAACAAACAAGCCACUGCAAUCGUCCUUAACACUGUGGACGAGUUCGAAGACAACGUGCUACGGGCAAUCAGGACCAUGCUCCCUCCACUGUACACGAUCGGACCACUUCAGCACCUCCUAGACCAGGUCCCGGACCCUGAGCUGAAAUCUAUUGGAUCCAACCUGUGGAAGGAAGACCAAGGGUGCUUCGAGUGGCUUGACACCAAGGAACCCAACUCCGUUAUCUUAGUGAACUUUGGGAGCAUAACAGUCAUGUCGUCCGAGCACAUGGCCGAGUUUGCAUGGGGACUCGCCAAUAGCAACCAGACCUUCUUGUGGGCGAUCCGGCCCGACCUUGUAUCCGGUGAUUCGUCCGUUCUACCCCCAGACUUUGUCAGCGCGACCGAGGGGAGGAGUCUAAUGGUGAGCUGGGUGGCCCAGGAGGAAGUUCUCAACCACCCGGCAAUCGGGGCCUUCCUGACCCACAACGGAUGGAACUCAACGCUGGAGAGUGUGGCUGCUGGCGUCCCGAUGAUCUGCUGGCCGUUCUUCGCAGAGCAGCAGACGAACUGCCGGUACUGCUGCACUGAGUGGGGAAUAGGGAUGGAGAUCAACAGCGACGUGAAGAGGGACGAAGUGGAAGGGCUCGUGAGGGAGAUGAUGGAAGGGGUGAAAGGGAAGAAGAUGAGAAACAACGCCUUGGAGUGGAAGAAGAAAGCCAGAGAAGCCACCACGGCUCCUUCGGGAUCGUCUUACGUUAAUUUUGAAACGGUCAUCAAUAAGGUGUUGCUCGCACCAAGGAAGUAGAUUGAUAUGAUAUGGGUUUUGCCUGCUCGGAAAUUUCGGGUGAUUAUUUUCUUCCAUCUCCUUUUAGGUUCAUGAACGUUAUUAUGAUAAAGGACGAAUAAAAGGAAAACAUUCCGAAUAUGCUUCUUAAAUUCUUUUGUUUGGGGUCCAUUUCUAUUGUUCGAGUUAUUACUGCGCCCGGGCAGAGCAUUGGCCUCAGCUCGGCUCAGUUAGCGUUCCCAGGUCUACUCAAUUAUUAGUUCUUUAUUAUUCAGUUUUCCUC
Punica granatum (pomegranate) is the source of this 1836-nucleotide messenger RNA. The record is from RefSeq and is a predicted model, not a curated record. NCBI's taxonomy places the organism in Eukaryota, Viridiplantae, Streptophyta, Magnoliopsida, Myrtales, Lythraceae.